GAUACCUGAUCUCAUUUUCUUGGAUUUCAUCACUUGUCGAUUUCCUAUGUCAGAAGAAGAAACAGAUUUUCGAGGUGGGAACUAUGAUUCUGUAGCUAUUCCAAAAACAACCGUUAACAAAGUCGCCACCGAAGUUUUAGGAAGUGCGGGUGUUCACCUCUCUUCAGAUGCCAAAGAGCUGUUGGUUGGGUUUUGUUCUGAAUUUGUGCAGCUCAUAAGUUCACACGCCAACCAACUAUGUGAAAAAGAAAGCAAAAGAGUUAUUUCACCGGAACAUAUUUUGCAGUCUUUGGAAGAACUUGGGUUUGGAGACUAUUGCCAAGAAGUGAAACAAGUUUAUGAAGAGUUUUUGGAAAUCGAAAAGCGUCGUUCCAAGACAAGUUGGACAAGAAUGACUGAACGAACUGGACUGACAGAAGAGGAGUUGAUUCGACAACAAGAAGAACUUUUUGCCAAGGCAAGAGAGAAUCCGUUGGCUGACCUGGACGAGUAAAAAACAUGUUAUAUGUCCUUUGUGAAACUUUCCUUUGAAUAAAAUGCGUAGAGACAAUUUAUCCAUC
This is a messenger RNA of Galdieria sulphuraria, 560 nucleotides long. RefSeq lists its product as uncharacterized. The record is from RefSeq and is a predicted model, not a curated record. The coding region runs from base 47 to 493 and encodes 148 amino acids. Gene Ontology annotation, biological process: positive regulation of transcription by RNA polymerase II; negative regulation of transcription by RNA polymerase II; RNA polymerase II preinitiation complex assembly. Gene Ontology annotation, molecular function: general transcription initiation factor activity; TBP-class protein binding; core promoter sequence-specific DNA binding. Lineage: Eukaryota; Rhodophyta; Bangiophyceae; Galdieriales; Galdieriaceae. The transcript has 7 exons. Gene Ontology annotation, cellular component: negative cofactor 2 complex.